Molecule: messenger RNA, 2097 nt
Organism: Arachis ipaensis
Lineage: Eukaryota; Viridiplantae; Streptophyta; Magnoliopsida; Fabales; Fabaceae
Source: RefSeq, a predicted model, not a curated record
CCCAUAACUUAUUUAGCCGUGAAUUGCGGUUAUUUGCACUUUGAUUUCUUUUGUAAUUAUAUAUAUAUAUUUAGCUUCCAUCUUUGUCUUCAAACCUUUACUCUCACAAAUUGACACACAUUAGCCUUGUUUCAUGACAGGGUGUUGCAAAUUUUGUUUUUGUUAAAGAUGCAGUUUUUUCACAAACCUACCAAGGUUCAGUCUCUGAUUAAUUUCAUUCUAGUCACUAGUUCAUUUUGUGGCAUAUAUGUUCUUGUAUCAGUGUUGUUCUUGGGAACAUCAAAGCUAGUACAAUUUCAUUCUUCAUCAAAAUACGUGUCAACACCAACACAAACAACUCUUGAUCAUGUUGUGUUUGGGAUUGCAUCAAGCAAAGGAUCAUGGCCUAAGAGAAAAGAGUUUGUUAAAUUGUGGUGGAAACCAAACAAUUCAAUGAAGGGUUGUGUGUUCUUGGAUACACUACCAGAUGAAGAGAAGCAAGGUAGGGAUGAUAAGAAUUCCCUCCCUCCUCUCUGCGUCUCUCAAGACACUUCCCGGUUUCGCUACACGUGCCACGGUGGCCUGAGGUCAGCCAUACGCGUGGCACGUGUAGUUGCCGAGACAGUGGCCUUGAACCAUUCAAACGUGAGGUGGUAUGUGUUCGGCGACGACGACACCGUCUUCUUCCCGGAGAAUGUGGUGAAGACACUUUCUAAGUAUGAUCAUGAGCUAUGGUACUAUAUUGGUUCGCACUCUGAGGUUUAUGAGCAGAAUAGGUUGUUUGGUUUUGGAAUGGCUUUUGGCGGCGCUGGUUUUGCCAUCAGUUCUUCCCUUGCAAAGGUUUUAGCCAAGGUUUUUGAUUCUUGUAUUCAAAGAUACCAUUUUCUCUAUGGUAGUGAUGGCAGGGUGUAUUCUUGCUUAGCUGAACUUGGUGUUGGAUUAACACAUGAACCAGGUUUUCACCAGGUGGAUUUGCGCGGAAAUACCUUUGGCUUAUUGGCUGCACAUCCAGUGUCUCCAUUGUUGUCCUUGCAUCAUCCAGAAUACACUGAUCCAAUCUUUCCAAACAUGACAACUACACAAGCUUUGAGACAUUUCUUUGGAGCAGUGAAGGUUGAUUCUCAGAGGAUGCUGCAACAAACAGUCUGCUAUAACAGCAGGUUUUCGUGGACGAUUUCCGUGUCUUGGGGAUACACGGUUCAGGUUUUCCCUAACCAUAUGCCAUUGAGAGAAGUUAUCAAGGUUCAAGAAACAUUCAGGCAGUGGAGAAAGGGAAACUUGUUGGCCAAGUCAUUUACUUUCAACACUGUAGAGCCUCACCAUGAUCCAUGUAAAAGGCCAACCAUUUUCUUUCUUGAUAGUGUUUCUUCCGGAAAAGAUGGCAUCAUAAGCAGUUACAAGAGAUCUUUCAGAAAUUGCUCGAGCGAUGCAUCGUCACUAAUGAGGUUGGAAUCGAUCAAAGUGGUCUCCGAUAAGCUCGAUCUUGGCAUCAAACAGUUGAAGGCUCCAAGGAGGCACUGCUGUGAUGUAUUGCCAUCAAGUGGUGGUGACCAGAUGGAAAUUGAAGUCAGAGAAUGCAAAGAUGAAGAAUUGAUUUAUAUGCACUGACAAAUACAUACAUAGUGAUUUCUGUAAUUCUAUUAUGAUAUAUGUGUAGAUAUACUAGUACUAUUAUUUCAGAUAACUGAGAGUUAAAAAUUUUAGGUAGUUUUGCUUUGCCAUCGGUAAUUCUUGCAGAAUCAAAAUAUGCCUCUGGACCAUUUUACGUGCCCAAGAAGGUAGGAGUUUAUCCAUGGACACAUUAUGACAUUUCUUGCAACAAGUUGGUCGGCUGUAAAACAUUUUUGUAAUUGAUGAGAAUAUUUUAAUUUUACUCUUAAUAUUCUCUAAGGUUACAACUCAAUAGGAUAGAGAUUUACCUAUAAAGUUUGUUGUACUUCAAGAUCUGUGUGGCCCUGCUUUCACUUUCUGCUUGUUCUUGUUAUUAACUAUGCUUGAACUUACAACAAAAUUACAUUAAUACUAUUCAACAGAACAAGCAUAUAGGAAGAGGUUCGGAAAAGCUAGAGAGAGACAUUGUGAUUUUUUAUUAUGAAGUAGCAAAGAUUUUCAAUUUAU